AUGCGUCAUCUAGUUUCGAUUAAAGAUUUGAGUGACAGGGAAUUAGAAGUUUUAGUGGAUAAGGCUGAGGAGUACAAGAGAAUUUUCAAGAGACAAGAUAUCAAUGAAGUGCAAAAGAAUCAUUUGAAGUUAUUGGGGAGGACUGUUGCAUUGAUUUUCAGUAAAAGAUCAACUAGAACAAGAAUUUCCACUGAAGGUGCAGCAACAUUCUUCGGUGCACAACCUAUGUUUUUAGGUAAGGAUGAUAUUCAGCUAGGUGUUAAUGAAUCAUUUUACGACACAACAAGAGUUAUAUCUUCAAUGGUUUCUUGUAUCUUUGCUCGUGUUAAUUCGCAUGACGAAAUUCUUAAAUUGGCUAGAGAUUCCCAUGUACCUAUUAUCAAUUCUCUUUGUGAUAUGUACCAUCCAUUGCAAGCUAUUUGUGAUAUGUUGACCAUUAAAGAAAGCUUAAACUACAAGAAAAACAAACUUAAAGUAGCAUGGAUUGGUGAUGCUAACAAUGUUGUUAACGACAUGGCAAUUGCAUGCUUAAAAUUGGGCAUGGAUUUUACGGUAUCAACUCCACCAGGUGUGGAAUUAUCGCCAAUUAUUGUAAAUGCUGCUGAAGAAAUCUCAAAAAAUAACGGUAGUAAACUGGUCUUAACUCAUGAUUCAGUGGAAGCCGUAAAGGGUGCGCAUGUCUUAGUUACAGAUACCUUUGUAUCAAUGGGUGAGGAAUAUGCAAAGGAAGCAAAAUUGAAACAGUUCAAAGGUUUCCAAAUUAAUCAAGAAUUAGCUCAACAUGCAGAUUCGAAUUACAAAUUCAUGCAUUGCUUACCAAGACAUAAGGAAGAAGUCACCGACGAAGUCUUUUACAGUGAUCAUUCCAUUGUUUUUGAUGAAGCUGAAAAUAGACUUUAUGCAGCUAUGGCCGCCAUCGACGUUUUUGUAAUCAACAAGGGAGAUUUUGACGCUUAG
Zygosaccharomyces rouxii is the source of this 957-nucleotide messenger RNA. It is a transcript of the gene ARG3, whose product is annotated as ornithine carbamoyltransferase. The coding region runs from base 1 to 957 and encodes 318 amino acids. NCBI's taxonomy places the organism in Eukaryota, Fungi, Ascomycota, Saccharomycetes, Saccharomycetales, Saccharomycetaceae. Gene Ontology annotation, biological process: L-citrulline biosynthetic process. Gene Ontology annotation, cellular component: mitochondrion. The transcript has a single exon. Gene Ontology annotation, molecular function: ornithine carbamoyltransferase activity; amino acid binding. The record is from RefSeq and is a predicted model, not a curated record.